Molecule: messenger RNA, 1619 nt
Organism: Dalotia coriaria
Lineage: Eukaryota; Metazoa; Arthropoda; Insecta; Coleoptera; Staphylinidae
Product: glycerophosphodiester phosphodiesterase 1
Exons: 5
Coding region: 122-1210 (362 amino acids)
Biological process (GO): phospholipid metabolic process; ethanolamine metabolic process; N-acylethanolamine metabolic process
Cellular component (GO): plasma membrane
Molecular function (GO): glycerophosphodiester phosphodiesterase activity
Source: RefSeq, a predicted model, not a curated record
CCCACCAAGUCAGUGUCAGUGUCAUAUGUAUAUUGUCAGUGUCAUACGUGCGCUCGACGCGGCGGUUCAUUCUGUUCACCCGCCUGUAGUAUAGUAAAUUUCACACCAGUAGCUAAUUAAAAUGAUUCCGCUCAGUGCCUACUGGUCUACCUUCUUGCAGACGUCUCUUGCCCUGAACACGCUUUGGUAUGGCCUGAUGCUGCUCAUUUAUCAGUAUUUUCCUAUCGGUUUGGUGCCCGGUGCUGUUGUUACUAUUCUCGCGCAUUUCUUGCGCGCUCCAAAACCAGCGAACUCUCGCCUCGAGAAAAUCCUCGGCAAAGAUCUGCACCUCGUCGGCGAAGCCGAUACAGCCGAAAAUAACAAUGUGUUAAUGCGUACUGUUGCGCACCGAGGCGCCGGUUUAGACGCGCCGGAAAACAGCUUGAUUGCUUUCAAACAGUGUGCUACUGAAGGGUGCAUGUACAUUGAGUUUGAUGUGGCCCUCACCAAGGAUGGUGUUCCAGUGGUUUUCCAUGAUAGGACCUUUGAGAGAGUGGCCAAUGAUAAAAGGAAUUUAAGAGAUCUGACAUUUAAAGAGCUGAAUUCUAUUGACAUUGCAGCUAAUCAUCCAUUUAAAGAAAGGUAUGAAGGAACAAGAAUUCCUACCUUGGAUGCCACAGUGAAGCAGCUCUUGGCAGAUGGACAGAAAAUGUUCAUUGACAUUAAGGAGUCUGACUACAGGAUGGUGCCCGUGAUAAACGAAUUAUAUCAAACAUUUCCAACGCUUUAUGAUAACGCUGUUGUGACCACAUUCUUCCCAAAUAUUAUCUAUGCUAUUCGUAAACAAGAUCCUCAAAUCGUAUGCUCACUGGCAUACCGACCGUAUUUCUUUAGCAACGAAUCGUACUCCUUCCUUACAGGCGUUGGUCCUCGUCGUUACAAUUCUCUAUGGAAGCAUUAUUUAGCUUGUAUUGUGGAUACCGUCCACAGCUGGGCGCUACCUCGUAUUACCUGCCAUUUUAUUGGAUUGUCUGUGAUCCUGCUGCACAAGGACUGCGUCAGCCCGCAAAUAAUAAAGGAGUGGCGUGAUAGAGGCAUUCGCCCCUGUGUCUGGACCAUUAAUAAGCCGGUCGACAAGCACUAUAUACAUCGCACGUUAAAGUGCACUUACCUCACUGAUACGUUGAUUGGAGAGAAUUCCAUGAAUAUGUCUGACUCGAAGUAUAACUAACGAGAGUAAUUUACACAAUUAACGAAUACCAAAGCGACGUGCCACGCAACGUCUACAACGGAGUCAUUUUAAUUAAAUACUGAACGUAAAUGAACUUUUUUAUCAGCGACUUUAUUCGUUUUUUUUAUUAAGUUAAAUACAUUUUAUAUGGUAGCUGCAGAAACGUUACACUAACGUUUUCAACUGAUCUCGACGUUCACAUUUUUAAUUUUAUGUAAUUAACUAUAAGAUAAAGAAAAAGAGAAAUGGUAGAGAAUAUUAAAAGGGCACACAAACUUGUAACACAUACUCAUGGAGGCAAAACAUGUGAUGUAUUAUUAUUUGUAGCGAUGUAGAAAAAUUAUGUGUGGAAGUGAAACAUUUUUAAUAAUUGUACAAGAGGAAAUGGAUGAUAAGGUAAAAUUUAAAA